AUGGUUGCUUGGGCCACAAGCAAGCUCACCCAUUGGUCAACAUAUUGGCCAAUAGGCACUUCUUGUCUCACUCACCAUAGCACUUCUUGUCUAACUCACCAUAGCACUUCUUGUCUCACUCACCAUAGCACUUCUUGUCUCACUCACCAUAGCACUUCAUCAAUUCUUGUCUCACUCACCAUAGCACUUCUUGUCUCACUCACCAUAGCACUUCUUGCCUCUCUCACCCCACCCGCGGGCGCGGCCCUCCCCUCUCCCGGCGGGCGCGCCACCCCACCCGCAGCACAGCCCUCCCCUCUCCCGGCUGGCGUGCGAUCCAACCCGCAGCACAGCCCUCCCCUCUCCCGGCUGGCGUGCGACCCCACCCGCAGCACAGCCCUCCCCUCUCCCAGCUGGCGUGCGAUCCAACCCGCAGCACAGCCCUCCCCUCUCCCGGCUGGCGUGCGACCCCACCCGCAGCACAGCCCUCCCCUCUCCCGGCUGGCGUGCGACCCCACCCGCAGGACAGCCCUCUCCCGGCUGGCAUGGGACCCCACCCGCAGCACAGCCCUCCCCUCUCCCGGCAGGCAUGCGACCCCACCCGCAGCACAGCCCUCUCCCGGCGGGCGUGCGACCCCACCCGCAGCACAGCCCUCUCCGGGCUGGCGUGCGACCCCACUCGCAGCACAGCCCUCCCCCGGCUGGCGUGCGACCCCACCCGCAGCACAGCCCUCCCCUCUCCCGGCGGGAGUGCGACCCCACCCGCAGCACAGCCCUUUCCCGGCUGGCGUGCGACCCCACCCGCAGCACAGCCCUCCCCUCUCACGGCGGGCGUGCGACCCCACCCGCAGCACAGCCCUCUCCCGGCUGGCGUGCGACCCCACCCGCAGCACAGCCCUCCCCACUCCCGGCGGGCGUGCGACCCCACCCGCAGCACAGCCCUCUCCCGGCUGGCGUGCGACCCCACCCGCAGCACAGCCCUCCCCCGGCUGGCCUGCGACCCCACCCGCAGCACAGCCCUCCCCUCUCCCGGCGGGAGUGCGACCCCACCCACAGCACAGCCCUCUCCCGGCUGGCGUGCGACCCCACCCGCAGCACAGCCCUCCCCUCUCACGGCGGGCGUGCGACCCCACCCGCAGCACAGCCCUCUCCGGGCUCGCGUGCGACCCCACCCGCAGCACAGCCCUCCCCACUCCCGGCGGGCGUGCGACCCCACCCGCAGCACAGCCCUCUCCCAGCUGGCGUGCGACCCCACCCGCAGCACAGCCCUCCCCUGGCUGGCCUGCGAACCCACCCGCAGCACAGCCCUCCCCUCUCCCGGCGGGAGUGCGACCCCACCCACAGCACAGCCCUCUCCUGGCUGGCGUGCGACCCUACCCGCAGCACAGCCCUCCCCUUUCCCGGCGGGCGUGCGACCCCACCUGUAGCACAGCCCUCUCCCGGCUGGCGUGCGACCCCACCCGCAGCACAGCCCUCUCCCGGCUGGCGUGCGACCCCACCCGCAGCACAGCCCUCCCCUCUCCCGGCUGGCGUGCGACCCCACCCGCAGCACAGCCCUCCCCUCUCCCGGCUGGCGUGCGACCCCACCCGCAGCACAGCCCUCCCCUCUCCCGGCUGGCGUGCGACCCCACUCGCAGCACAGCCCUCUCCCAGCUGGCGUGCGACCCCACCCGCAGCACAGCCCUCUCCCGGCUGGCAUGUGACCCCACCCGCAGCACAACCCUCCCCUCUCCCGACUGGCAUGCGACCCGACCCACAGCACAGCCCUCUCCCGGCUGGCGUGCGACCCCACCCACAACACAGCCCUCCCUCCUCCAGGCUGGCGUCCGACCCCACCCGCAGCACAGCCCUCCCCUCUCCCGGCUGGCGUGCGAACCCACCCGCAGCACAGCCCUCCCCUCUCCCGGCUGGCGUGCGACCCCACCCGAACACAGCCCUCCCCUCUCCCGGCUGGCGUGCGACCCCACCCGCAGCACAGACCUCCCCUCUCCCGGCUGGCGUGCGACCCCACCCGCAGCACAGCCCUCCCUUCUCCCAGCUGGCGUGCGACCCCACCCGCAGCACAGCCCUCUCCCGGCUGGUGUGCGACCCCACCCGCAGCACAGCCCUCCCCUCUCCCGGCUAGCGUGUGACCCCACCCGCAGCACAGCCCUCCCCUCUCCCGGCUGGUGUGCGACAACACCCGCAGCACAGCCCUCUCCCGGCUGGCAUGCGACCCCACCCGCAGCACAGCCCUCCCCUCUCCCUGCUGGCGUGCCACCCGACCCGCAGCACAGCCCUCUCCCGGCUGGCGUGCGACCCUACCCGCAGCACAGCCCUCCCCUCUCCCGACUGGCGUGCGACCCCACCCGCUUUACAGCCCUCUCCCAGCUGGCGUGCGACCCCACCCGCAGCACAGCCCUCCCCUCUCCCGGCUGGCGUUCGACCCCACCCGCAGCACAGCCCUCCCCUCUCCCGGCUGGCGUGCGACCCCACCCGCAGCACAGACCUCCCCUCUCCCGGCUGGCGUGCGACCCCACCCGCAGCACAGCCCUCCCUUCUCCCAGCUGGCGUGCGACCCCACCCGCAGCACAGCCCUCUCCCGGCUGGUCACAGCCCUCCCCUCUCCCGGCUGGAGUGCGACAACACCCGCAGCACAGCCCUCUCCCGGCUGGCGUACGACCCCACCCGCAGCACAGCCCUCCCUUCUCCCAGCUGGCGUGCGACCCCACCCGUAGCACAGCCCUCUCCUGGCUGGUGUGCGACCCCACCCGCAGCACAGCCCUCCCCUCUCCCGGCUGGCGUGUGACCCCACCCGCAGCACAGCCCUCCCCUCUCCCGGCUGGUGUGCGACAACACCCGCAGCACAGCCCUCUCCCGGCUGGCGUGCGACCCCACCCGCAGCACAGCCCUCCCCUCUCCCGACUGGCGUGCGACCCCACCCGCUUUACAGCCCUCUCCCGGCUAGCGUGCGACCCCACCCGCAGCACAGCCCUCCCCUCUCCCGGCUGGCGUGCGACCCCACCCGCAGCACAGCCCUCCCUUCUCCCAGCUGGCCACAGCCCUCUCCUGGCUGGUGUGCGACCACACCCGCAGCACAGCCCUCCCCUCUCCCGGCUGGCGUAUGACCCCACCCGCAGCACAGCCCUCCCCUCUCCCGGCUGGUGUGCAACAACACCCGCAGCACAGCCCUCUCCCGGCUGGCGUGCGACCCCACCCGCAGCACAGCCCUCCACUCUCCCUGCUGGCGUGCGACCCGACCCGCAGCACAGCCCUCUCCCGGCUGGCGUGCGACCGUACCCGCAGCACAGCCCUCCCCUCUCCCGACUGGCGUGCGACCCCACCCGCUUUACAGCCCUCUCCCGGCUAGCGUGCGACCCCACCCGCAGCACAGCCCUCCCCUCUCCCGGCUGGCGUGCGACCCCACCCGCAGCACAGCCCUCCCUUCUCCCAGCUGGCGUGCGACCCCACCCGCAGCACAGCCCUCUCCUAGCUGGCGUGCGACCCCACCCGCAGCACAGCCCUCCCCUCUCCCGGCUGGCGUGUGACCCCACCCGCAGCACAGCCCUCCCCUCUCCCGGCUGGUGUGCGACAACACCCGCAGCACAGCCCUCUCCCGGCUGGCAUACGACCCCACCCGCAGCACAGCCCUCCCUUCUCCCAGCUGGCGUGCGACCCCACCCGCAGCACAGCCCUCUCCUGGCUGGUGUGCGACCCCACCCGCAGCACAGCCCUCCCCUCUCCCGGCUGGCGUGUGACCCCACCCGCAGCACAGCCCUCCCCUCUCCCGGCUGGCGUGUGACCCCACCCGCAGCACAGCCCUCCCCUCUCCCGGCUGGUGUGCGACAACACCCGCAGCACAGCCCUCUCCCGGCUGGCGUGCGACCGCACCCGCAGCACAGCCCUCCCUUCUCCCAGCUGGCGUGCGACCCCACCCGCAGCACAGCCCUCUCCCGGCUGGUGUGCGACCCCACCCGCAGCACAGCCCUCCCCUCUCCCGGCUGGCGUGUGACCCCACCCGCAGCACAGCCCUCCCCUCUCCCGGCUGGAGUGCGACAACACCCGCAGCACAGCCCUCUCCCGGCUGGCGUACGACCCCACCCGCAGCACAGCCCUCCCUUCUCCCAGCUGGCGUGCGACCCCACCCGCAGCACAGCCCUCUCCUGGCUGCACAGCCCUCCCCUCUCCCGGCUGGCGUGUGACCCCACCCGCAGCACAGCCCUCCCCUCUCCCGGCUGGUGUGCGACAACACCCGCAGCACAGCCCUCUCCCGGCUGGCGUGCGACCCCACCCGCAGCACAGCCCUCCCCUCUCCCUGCUGGCGUGCGACACAACCAGCAGCAUAGCCCUCUCCCGGCUGGCGUGCGACCGUACCCGCAGCACAUCCCUCCCCUCUCCCGACUGGCGUGCGACCCCACCCGCUUUACAGCCCUCUCCCGGCUGGCGUGCGACCCCACCCGCAGCACAGCCCUCCCCUCUCCCGGCUGGCGUGCGACCCCACCCGCAGCACAGACCUCCCCUCUCCCGGCUGGCGUGCGACCCCACCCGCAGCACAGCCCUCCCUUCUCCCAGCUGGCGUGCGACCCCACCGGCAGCACAGCCCUCUCCCGGCUGGUGUGCGACCCCACCCGCAGCACAGCCUUCCCCUCUCCCGGCUGGCGUGUGACCCCACCCGCAGCACAGCCCUCCCCUCUCCCGGCUGGUGUGCGACAACACCCGCAGCACAGCCCUCUCCCGGCUGGCGUGCGACCCCACCCGCAGCACAGCCCUCCCCUUUCCCUGCUGGCGUGCGACCCGACCCGCAGCACAGCCCUCUCCCGGCUGGCCCUUAUCCCAGCUGGCGUGCGACCCCACCCGCAGCACAGCCCUCCCCUCUCCCGGCUGGCGUGCGACCCCACCCGCAGCACAGCCCUCCCCUCUCCCGGCUGGCGUGCGGCAACACCCGCAGCACCGGCUGGCGUGCGACCCCACCCGCAGCACAGCCCUCCCUUCUCCCAGCUGGCGUGCGACCCCACAUUAGCCCUCUCCCGGCUGGUGUGCGACCCCACCCGCAGCACAGCCCUCCCCUCUCCCAGCUGGCGUAUGACCCCACCCGCAGCACAGCCCUCCCCUCUCCCAGCUGGUGUGCGACAACACCCGCAGCACAGCCCUCUCCCGGCUGGCGUACGACCCCACCCGCAGCACAGCCCUCCCCUCUCCCGGCUGGCGUGCGACCAUACCCGCAGCACAGCCCUCCCCUCUCCCGACUGGCGUGCGACCCCACCCGCUUUACAGCCCUCUCCCGGCUGGCGUGCGACCCCACCCGCAGCACAGCCCUCCCCUCUCCCGGCUGGCGUGCGACCCCACCCGCAGCACAGCCCUCCCCUCUCCCGGCUGGCGUACGACCCCACCCGCAGCACAGCCCUCCCCUCUCCCGGCUGGCGUGCGACCAUACCCGCAGCACAGCCCUCCCCUCUCCCGACUGGCGUGCGACCCCACCCGCUUUACAGCCCUCUCCCGGCUGGCGUGCGACCCCACCCGCAGCACAGCCCUCCCCUCUCCCGGCUGGCGUGCGACCCCACCCGCAGCACAGCCCUCCCCUCUCCCGGCUGGCGUGCGACCCCACCCGCAGCACAGCCCUCCCUUCUCCCAGCUGGCGUGCGACCCCACCCGCAGCACAGCCCUCUCCCGGCUGGUGUGCGACCCCACCCGCAGCACAGCCCUCCCCUCUCCCGGCUGGCGUGUGACCCCACCCGCAGCACAGCCCUCCCCUCUCCCGGCGGGCGUGCGACCCCACCCGCAGCACAGCCCUCUCCCGGCUGGCGUGCGACCCCACCCGCAGCACAGCCCUCCCCUCUCCCUGCUGGCGUGCGACCCCACCCGCAGCACAGUCCUCCCCUCUCCCGGCUGGCGUGCGAGCCCACCCGCAGCACAGCCCUCCCCUCUUCCGAUUGGCGUGCGACCCCACCCGCUUUACAGCCCUCUCUCGGCUGGCGUGCGACCCCACCCACAGCACAGCCCUCCCCUCUCCCAGCUGGCGUGCGACCCAACCCGCAGCACAGCCUUCCCCUCUCCCGGCUGGCGUGCGACCCCACCCGCAGCACAGACCUCCCCUCUCCCGGCUGGCGUGCGACCCCACCCGCAGCACAGCCCUCCCUUCUCCUAACUGGCGUGCGACCCCACCCGCAGCACAGCCCUCUCCCGGCUGGUCACAGCCCUUCCCUCUCCCGGCUGACGUGCGACCCCACCCGCUUUACAGCCCUCUCCCGGCUAGCGUACGACCCCACCCGCAGCACAGCCCUCCCCUCUCCCGGCUGGCGUGCGACCCCACCCGCAGCACAGCCCUCCCUUCUCCCAGCUGGCGUGCGACCCCACCCGCAGCACAGCCCUCUCCUGGCUGGUGUGCGACCCCACCCGCAGCACAGCCCUCCCCUCUCCCGGCUGGCGUGUGACCCCACCCGCAGCACAGCCCUCCCCUCUCCCGGCUGGCGUGUGACCCCACCCGCAGCACAGCCCUCCCCUCUCCCGGCUGGUGUGCGACAACACCCGCAGCACAGCCCUCUCCCGGCUGGCGUGCGACCGCACCCGCAGCACAGCCCUCCCUUCUCCCAGCUGGCGUGCGACCCCACCCGCAGCACAGCCCUCUCCCGGCUGGUGUGCGACCCCACCCGCAGCACAGCCCUCCCCUCUCCCGGCUGGCGUGUGACCCCACCCGCAGCACAGCCCUCCCCUCUCCCGGCUGGAGUGCGACAACACCCGCAGCACAGCCCUCUCCCGGCUGGCGUACGACCCCACCCGCAGCACAGCCCUCCCUUCUCCCAGCUGGCGUGCGACCCCACCCGCAGCACAGCCCUCUCCUGGCUGGUGUGCGACCCCACCCGCAGCACAGCCCUCCCCUCUCCCGGCUGGCGUGUGACCCCACCCGCAGCACAGCCCUCCCCUCUCCCGGCUGGCCACAGCCCUUCCCUCUCCCGGCUGACGUGCGACAACACCCGCAGCACAGCCCUCUCCCGGCUGGCGUGCGACCCCACCCGCAGCACAGCCCUCCCCUCUCCCUGCUGGCGUGCGACCCGACCCGCGGCACAGCCCUCUCCCGGCUGGCGUGUGACCCCACCCGCAGCACAGCCCUUCCCUCUCCCGGCUGACGUGCGACAACACCCGCAGCACAGCCCUCUCCCGGCUGGCGUGCGACCCCCACCCGCAGCACAGCCCUCCCCUCUCCCUGCUGGCGUGCGACCCGACCCGCAGCACAGCCCUCUCCCGGCUGGCGUGGGACCCCACCCGCAGCACAGCCCUCCCCUCUCCCGACUGGCGUGCGACCCCACCCGCUUUACAGCCUUCUCCCGGCUGGCGUGCGACCCCACCCGCAGCACAGCCCUCCCCUCUCCCGGCUGGCGUGCGACCCCAUCCGCUUUACAGCCCUCUCCCGGCUGGUGUGCGACCCCACCCGCAGCACAGCCCUCCCCUCUCCCAGUUGGCGUGCGACCCCACCCGCAGCACAGCACUCUCCCGGCUGGCGUGCGACCCCACCCGCAGCACAGCCCUCCCCUCUCCCGGCUGGCGUGCGACCCCACCCGCAGCACAGCCCUCCCCUCUCCCGGCGGGCGUGUGACCCCACCCGCAGCACAGCCCUCUCCCGGCUGGCGUGCGACCCCACCCGCAGCACAGCCCUCCCCUCUCCCGGCGGGCGUGCGACCCCACCCGCAGCACAGCCCUCCCCUCUCCUGGCCUGCCUCAGCCCUCUCCCGGCUGGCGUGCGACCCCACCCGCAGCACAGCCCUCCCCCGGCUGGCGUGCGACCCCACCCGCAGCACAGCCCUCCCCUCUCCCGGCGGGAGUGCGACCCCACCCGCAGCACAGCCCUUCCCUCUCCCGGCUGACGUGCGACAACACCCGCAGCACAGCCCUCUCCCGGCUGGCGUGCGACCCCACCCGCAGCACAGCCCUCCCCUCUCCCUGCUGGCGUGCGACCCGACCCGCAGCACAGCCCUCUCCCGGCUGGCGUGCGACCCCACCCGCAGCACAGCCCUCCCCUCUCACCGCGGGCGUGAGACCCCACCCGCAGCACAGCCCUCUUCCGGCUGGCGUGCGACCCCACCCGCAGCACAGCCCUCCCCUCUCCCGGCAGGCGUGCGACCCCACCCGCAGAACAGCCCUCCCCUCUCCCGGCUGGCGUGCGACCCCAUCCGCUUUACAGCCCUCUCCCGGCUGGUGUGCGACCCCACCCGCAGCACAGCCCUCCCCUCUCCCAGUUGGCGUGCGACCCCACCCGCAGCACAGCCCUCUCCCGGCUGGCGUGCGACCCCACCCGCAGCACAGCCCUCCCCCGGCUGGCCUUCGACCCCACCCGCAGCACAGCCCUCCCCUCUCCCGGCGGGAGUGCGACCCCACCUGCAGCACAGCCCUCUCCCGGCUGGCGUGCGACCCCACCCGCAGCACAGCCCUCCCCUCUCCCGGCGGGCAUGCCAACCCACGUGCAUCACAGCCCUCCCCUCUCCCGGCUGGCAUGCAACCCCACCCGCAGCACAGCCCUCUCCCGGCUGGCGUGCGACCCCACCCGCAGCACAGCCCUCCCCUCUCCCGGCAGGCGUGCGACCCCACCUGCAGCACAGACCUCCCCUCUCACGGCUGGCGUGCGACCCCACUCGCAGCACAGCCCUCUCCCGGCUGGCGUGCGACCCCACCCGCAGCACAGCCCUCCCCUCUCCCGGCUGGCGUGCGACCCCACCCGCAGCACAGCCCUCUCCCGGCUGGCAUGUGACCCCACCCGCAGCACAGCCCUCCCCUCUCCCGGCUGGCGUGCGACCCCACCCGCAGCACAGCCCUCCCCUCUCCCGGCUGGCGUGCGACCCCACCCGCAGCACAGGCCUCCCCUCUCCCGGCUGGCGUGUGACCCCACUCGUCGCACAUCCCUCCCUUCUCCCAGCUGGCAUGCGACCCCACCCGCAGCACAGCCCUCUCCCGGCUGGUGUGCGACCCCACCCGCAGCACAGUCCUCCCCUCUCCCGGCUGGCGUGUGACCCCACCCGCAGCACAGCCCUCCCCUCUCCCGGCUGGCGUGCAACAACACCCGCAGCACAGCCCUCUCCCGGCUGGCGUGCGACCCCACCCGCAGCACAGCCCUCCCCUCUCCCGGCUGGCGUGCGACCCCACCCGCAGCACAGCCCUCUCCCGGCUGGCGUGCGACCCCACCCGCAGCACAGCCCUCUCCCGGCUGGCGUGCGACGCCACCCGCAGCACAGCCCUCUCCCGGCUGGCGUGCGACCCCACCCGCAGCACAGCCCUCCCCUCUCCCGGCGGGUGUGCGACCCCACCCGCAGUCCAGCCCUCUCCCGGCUGGCGUGCAACCCCACCCGCAGCACAGCCCUCCCCUCUCCCGGCGGGCGUGCGACCCCACCCGCAGCACAGCCCUCUCCCGGCUGGCGUGCGACCCCACCCGCAGCACAGCCCUCCCCUCUCCCGGCGGGCGUGCGACCCCACCCGCAGCACAGCCCUCUCCCAGCUGGCGUGCGACCCCACCCGCAGCACAGCCCUCCCCUCUCACGGCGGGCGUGCGACCCCACCCGCAGCACAGCGCUCUCCCGGCUGGCGUGCGACCCCACCCGCAGCACCGCCCUCCCCUCUCCCGGCGGGCGUGCGACCCCACCCGCAGCACAGCCCUCUCCUGGCUGGCGUGCGACCCCACCCGCAGCACAGCCCUCUCCCGGCUGGCGUGCGACCCCACCCGCAGCACAACCCUCCCCUCUCCCGGCGGGCGUGCGACACCACCCACAGCACAGCCCUCUCCCGGCUGGCGUGCGACCCCACCCGCAGCACAGCCCUCCCCUCUCCCGGUGGGCGUGCGAACCCACCUGCAGCACAGCCCUCUCCCGGCUGGCGUGCGACCCCACCCGCAGCACAGCCCUCCUUUCUCCCGGCGGGCGUGCGACCCCACCCGCAGCACAGCCCUCCCCUCUCUCACCUGGCGUGGGACCCCACCCGCAGCACAGCCCUCUCCCGGCUGGCGUGCGACCCCACCCGCAGCACAGCCCUCUCUCGGCUGGCAUGCGACCCCACCCGCAGCACAGCCCUCCCUCCCCCCGGCUGGCGUGCGACCCCACCCGCAGCAAAGCCCUUCCCUCUCUCGGCUGGCGUGCGACCCCACCCGCAGCACAGCCCUCCCCUCUCCCGGCUGGCGUGCGACCCCACCCGCAGCACAGCCCUCCCCUCUCCCGGCUGGCGUGCGACCCCACCCGCAGCACAGACCUCCCCUCUCCCGGCUGGCGUGCGACCCCACCCGCAGCACAGCCCUUCCUUCUCCCAGCUGGCGUGCGACCUUACCCGCAGCACAGCCCUCUCCAGGCUGGUGUGCGACCCCACCCGCAGCACAGCCCUCCCCUCUCCCGGCGGGCGUGCGACCCCACCUGCAGCACAGCCCUCUCCCGGCUGGCGUGCGACCCCACCCGCAGCACAACCCUCCCCUCUCCCGGCGGGCGUGCGACACCACCCACAGCACAGCCCUCUCCCGGCUGGCGUGCGACCCCACCUGCAGCACAGCCCUCCCCUCUCCCGGCUGGAGUGCGACCCCACCCGCAGCACAGCCCUCCCCUCUCCCGGCGGGCGUGCGACCCCACCCGCAGCACAGCCCUCCCCUCUCUCGGCUGGCGUGCGACCCCACCCGCAGCACAGCCCUCUCCCGGCUGGCGUGCGACCCCACCCGCAGCACAGCCCUCUCUCGUCUGGCAUGCGACCCCACCCGCAGCACAGCCCUCCCCUCUCACGGCGGGCGUGCGACCCCAGCCGCAGCACAGCGCUCUCCCGGCUGGCGUGCGACCCCACCCGCAGCACCGCCCUCCUCUCUCCCGGCGGGCGUGCGACCCCACCCGCAGCACAGCGCUCUCCCGGCUGGCGUGCGACCCCACCCGCAGCACCGCCCUCCCCUCUCCCGGCGGGCGUGCGACCCCACCCGCAGCACAGCCCUCUCCUGGCUGGCGUGCGACCCCACCCGCAGCACAGCCCUCUCCUGGCUGGCGUGUGACCCCACCCGCAGCACAACCCUCCCCUCUCCCGGCGGGCGUGCGACCCCACCCGCAGCACAGCCCUCUCCCGGCUGGUGUGCGACCCCACCCGCAGCACAGCCCUCCCCUCUCCCGGCGGGCGUGCGACCCCACCUGCAGCACAGCCCUCUCCCGGCUGGCGUGCGACCCCACCCGCAGCACAACCCUCCCCUCUCCCGGCGGGCUUGCGACACCACCCACAGCACAGCCCUCUCCCGGCUGGCGUGCGACCCCACCCGCAGCACAGCCCUCCCCUCUCCCGGCGGGCGUGCGACCCCACCCGCAGCACAGCCCUCCCCUCUCCCGGCGGGCGUGCGACCCCCACCCGCAGCACAGCCCUCCCCUCUCUCGGCUGGCGUGCGACCCCACCCGCAGCACAGCCCUCUCCUGGCUGGCGUGCGACCCCACCCGCAGCACAGCCCUCUCUCGUCUGGCAUGCAACCCCACCGCAGCACAGCCCUCCCUCCUCCCGGCUGGCGUGCGACCCCACCCGCAGCACAGCCCUCCCCUCUCCCGGCUGGCGUGCGACCCCACCCGCAGCACAGCCCUCCCCUCUCCCGGCUGGCGUGCGACCCCACCCGCAGCACAGCCCUCCCCUCUCCCGGCUGGCGUGCGACCCCACCCGCAGCACAGACCUCCCCUCUCCCAGCUGGCGUGCGACCCCACCCGCAGCACAGCCCUCCCUUCUCCCAGCUGGCGUGCGACCCCACCCGCAGCACAGCCCUCUCCCGGCUGCACAGCCCUCUCCCGGCUGGCGUGCGACCCCACCCGCAGCAGAGCCCUCCCCUCUCACGGCGGGCGUGCGACCCCACCCGCUUUACAGCCCUCUCCCGGCUGGCAUGCGACCCCACCCGCAGCACAGCCCUCCCCUCUCCCGUCUGGCGUGCGACCCCACCCGCAGCACAGCCCUCUCCCGGCUGGCGUGCGACCCCACCCGCAGCACAGCCCUCCCCUCUCCCGGCUGGCGUGCGACCCCACCCGCUUUACACCCCUCUCCCGGCUUGUGUGCGACCCCACCCGCAGCACAGCCCUCCCCUCUCCCGGCUGGCGUGUGACCCCACCCGCAGCACAGCCCUCCCCACUCCCGGCUGGCGUGCGACCCCACCCGCAGCACAGCCCUCUCCCGGCUGGCGUGCGACCCCACCCGCAGCACAGCCCUCCCCUCUCCCGGCUGGCGUGCGACCCCACCCGCAGCACAGCCCUUCCUUCUCCCAGCUGGCGUGCGACCUUACCCGCAGCACAGCCCUCUCCAGGCUGGUGUGCGACCCCACCCGCAGCACAGCCCUCCCCUCUCCCGGCGGGCGUGCGACCCCACCUGCAGCACAGCCCUCUCCCGGCUGGCGUGCGACCCCACCCGCAGCACAACCCUCCCCUCUCCCGGCGGGCGUGCGACACCACCCACAGCACAGCCCUCUCCCGGCUGGCGUGCGACCCCACCUGCAGCACAGCCCUCCCCUCUCCCGGCUGGAGUGCGACCCCACCCGCAGCACAGCCCUCCCCUCUCCCGGCGGGCGUGCGACCCCACCCGCAGCACAGCCCUCCCCUCUCUCGGCUGGCGUGCGACCCCACCCGCAGCACAGCCCUCUCCCGGCUGGCGUGCGACCCCACCCGCAGCACAGCCCUCUCUCGUCUGGCAUGCGACCCCACCCGCAGCACAGCCCUCCCCUCUCACGGCGGGCGUGCGACCCCAGCCGCAGCACAGCGCUCUCCCGGCUGGCGUGCGACCCCACCCGCAGCACCGCCCUCCUCUCUCCCGGCGGGCGUGCGACCCCACCCGCAGCACAGCGCUCUCCCGGCUGGCGUGCGACCCCACCCGCAGCACCGCCCUCCCCUCUCCCGGCGGGCGUGCGACCCCACCCGCAGCACAGCCCUCUCCUGGCUGGCGUGCGACCCCACCCGCAGCACAGCCCUCUCCUGGCUGGCGUGUGACCCCACCCGCAGCACAACCCUCCCCUCUCCCGGCGGGCGUGCGACCCCACCCGCAGCACAGCCCUCUCCCGGCUGGUGUGCGACCCCACCCGCAGCACAGCCCUCCCCUCUCCCGGCGGGCGUGCGACCCCACCUGCAGCACAGCCCUCUCCCGGCUGGCGUGCGACCCCACCCGCAGCACAACCCUCCCCUCUCCCGGCGGGCUUGCGACACCACCCACAGCACAGCCCUCUCCCGGCUGGCGUGCGACCCCACCCGCAGCACAGCCCUCCCCUCUCCCGGCGGGCGUGCGACCCCACCCGCAGCACAGCCCUCCCCUCUCCCGGCGGGCGUGCGACCCCACCCGCAGCACAGCCCUCCCCUCUCUCGGCUGGCGUGCGACCCCACCCGCAGCACAGCCCUCUCCUGGCUGGCGUGCGACCCCACCCGCAGCACAGCCCUCUCUCGUCUGGCAUGCAACCCCACCGCAGCACAGCCCUCCCUCCUCCCGGCUGGCGUGCGACCCCACCCGCAGCACAGCCCUCCCCUCUCCCGGCUGGCGUGCGACCCCACCCGCAGCACAGCCCUCCCCUCUCCCGGCUGGCGUGCGACCCCACCCGCAGCACAGCCCUCCCCUCUCCCGGCUGGCGUGCGACCCCACCCGCAGCACAGACCUCCCCUCUCCCAGCUGGCGUGCGACCCCACCCGCAGCACAGCCCUCCCUUCUCCCAGCUGGCGUGCGACCCCACCCGCAGCACAGCCCUCUCCCGGCUGGUGUGCGACCCCACCCGUAGCACAGCCCUCCCCUCUCCCGGCGGGCGUGCGACCCCACCUGCAGCACAGCCCUCUCCCGACUGGCGUGCGACCCCACCCGCAGCAGAGCCCUCCCCUCUCACGGCGGGCGUGCGACCCCACCCGCUUUACAGCCCUCUCCCGGCUGGCAUGCGACCCCACCCGCAGCACAGCCCUCCCCUCUCCCGUCUGGCGUGCGACCCCACCCGCAGCACAGCCCUCUCCCGGCUGGCGUGCGACCCCACCCGCAGCACAGCCCUCCCCUCUCCCGGCUGGCGUGCGACCCCACCCGCUUUACACCCCUCUCCCGGCUUGUGUGCGACCCCACCCGCAGCACAGCCCUCCCCUCUCCCGGCUGGCGUGUGACCCCACCCGCAGCACAGCCCUCCCCACUCCCGGCUGGCGUGCGACCCCACCCGCAGCACAGCCCUCUCCCGGCUGGCGUGCGACCCCACCCGCAGCACAGCCCUCCCCUCUCCCUGCUGGCGUGCGACCCCACCCGCAGCACUGCCCUCUCCCGGCUGGCGUGCGACCCCACCCGCAGCACAGCCCUCCCCUCUCCCGACUGGCGUGCGACCCCACCGGCUUUACAGCCCUCUCCCGGCUGGCGUGCGACCCCACCCGCAGCACAGCCCUUCCCUCUCUCGGCUGGCGUGCGACCCCACCCGCAGCACAGCCCUCCCCUCUCCCGGCUGGCGUGCGACCCCACCCGCAGCACAGCCCUCCCCUCUCCCGGCUGGAGUGCGACCCCACCCGCAGCACAGACCUCCCCUCUCCCGGCUGGCGUGCGACCCCACCCGCAGCACAGCCCUUCCUUCUCCCAGCUGGCGUGCGACCUUACCCGCAGUACAGCCCUCUCCCGGCUGGUGUGCGACCCCACCCGCAGCACAGCCCUCCCCUCUCCCGGCGGGCGUGCGACCCCACCUGCAGCACAGCCCUCUCCCGGCUGGCGUGCGACCCCACCCGCAGCACAACCCUCCCCUCUCCCGGCGGGCGUGUGACACCACCCACAGCACAGCCCUCUCCCGGCUGGCGUGCGACCCCACCCGCAGCACAGCUCUCCCCUCUCCCGGUGGGCGUGCGACCCCACCUGCAGCACAGCCCUCUCCCGGCUGGAGUGCGACCCCACCCGCAGCACAGCCCUCCCCUCUCCCGGCGGGCGUGCGACCCCACCCGCAGCACAGCCCUCCCCUCUCUCGGCUGGCGUGCGACCCCACCCGCAGCACAGCCCUCUCCCGGCUGGCGUGCGACCCCACCCGCAGCACAGCCCUCUCUCGGCUGGCAUGCGACCCCACCCGCAGAACAGCCCUCCCCUCUCUCGGCUGGCGUGCGACCCCACCCGCAGCACAGCCCUCCCCUCUCCCGGCUGGCGUGCGACCCCACCCGCAGCACAGCCCUCCCCUCUCCCGGCUGGCGUGCGACCCCACCCGCAGCACAGCCCUCCCCUCUCCCGGCUGGCGUGCGACCCCACCCGCAGCACAGCCCUCCCCUCUCCCGGCUGGCGUGCGACCCCACCCACAGCACAGCCCUCCCCUCUCCCUGCUGGCGUGCGACCCCACCCGCAGCACAGCCCUCUCCCGGCUGGCGUGCGACCCCACCCGCAGCACAGCCCUCCCCUCUCCCGACUGGCGUGCGACCCCACCCGCUUUACAGCCCUCUCCCGGCUGGUGUGCGACCCCACCCGCAGCACAGCCCUCCCAUCUCCCGGCUGGCGUGCGACCCCACCCGCAGCACAGCCCUCUCCCGGCUGGCGUGCGACCGUACCCGCAGCACAGCCCUCCCCUCUCCCGGCGGGCGUGCGACCCCACCCGCAGCACAGCCCUCUCCCGGCUGGCGUGCGACCCCACCCGCAGCACAGCCCUCCCCUCUCCCGGCGGGCGUGCGACCCCACCCGCAGCACAGCCCUCCCCUCUCCCGGCGGGCGUGCGACGCCACCCGCAGCACAGCCCUCUCUCGGCUGGCGUGCGACCCCACCCGCAGCACAGCCCUCCCCUCUCAUGGCGGGUGUGCGACCCCACCCGCAGCACAGCCCUCUCCCGGCUGGCGUGCGACCCCACCCGCAGCACAGCCCUCCCCUCUCCCGGCGGGCGUGCUACCCCACCCGCAGCACAGCCCUCUCCCGGCUGGCGUGCGACCCCACCCGCAACACAGCCCUCCCCUCUCAUGGCGGGCGUGCGACCCCACCCGCAGCACUGCCCUCUCCCGGCUGGCGUGCGACCUCACCCGCAGCACCGCCCUCCCCUCUCCCGGCGGGCGUGCGACCCCACGCGCAGCACAGCCCUCUCCUGGCUGGCGUGCGACCCCACCCGCAGCACAGCCCUCCCCUCUCCCGGCUGGCGUGCGACCCCACCCGCAGCACAGCCCUCUCCCGGCUGGCGUUCGACCCCACCCGCAGCACAGCCCUCCCCUCUCCCGGUGGGCGUGCGACCCCACCCGCAGCACAGCCCUCUCCCGGCUGGCGUGCGACCCCAUCCGCAGCACAGCCCUCCCCUCUCCCGGCGGGCGUGCGACCCCACCUGCAGCACAGCCCUCUCCCGCCUGGCGUGCAACCCCACCCGCAGCACAGCCCUCCCCUCUCCCGGCGGGCGUGCGACCCCACCCGCAGCACAGCCCUCCCCUCUCUCGGCUGGCGUGCGACCCCACCCGCAGCACAUCCCUCUCCCGGCUGGCGUGCGACCCCACCCGCAGCACAGCCCUCUCCCGGCUGGCAUGUGACCCCACCUGCAGCACAGCCCUCCCCUCUCCUGGCAGGCAUGCGACCCAACCCGCAGCACAGCCCUCCCUCCUCCCGGCUGGCGUGCGACCCCACCCGCAGCACAGCCCUCCCCUCUCUCGGCUGGCGUGCGACCCCACCCGCAGCACAGCCCUCCCCUCUCCCGGCUGGCGUGCGACCCCACCCGCAGCACAGCCCUCCCCUCUCCUGGCUGGCGUGCGACCCCACCCGCAGCACAGAUCUCCCCUCUCCCGCCUGGUGUGCGACCCCACCCGCAGCACAGCCCUCCCUUCUCCCAGCUGGCGUGCGACCCCACCCGCAGCACAGCCCUCUCCCGGCUGGUGUGCGACCCCACCCGCAGCACAGCCCUCCCCUCUCCCGGCUGGCGUGUGA
Messenger RNA from Closterium sp. Naga37s-1, 16779 nucleotides. The record is from the annotation of a GenBank genome assembly. NCBI's taxonomy places the organism in Eukaryota, Viridiplantae, Streptophyta, Zygnematophyceae, Desmidiales, Closteriaceae.